CUGGCUUUUAAACCCAAUUAUUUGUUACGGUGUCCGGUUGGAAACAGCGAUGGAAAAUGAAUGAAAACGGAAACUGCUAAGAACACACAUGCCCAAUGUGUCGUGUCAUUAAUUUGUUAAUUUUGCACUAUGAACAUCUCUCAUCCAUAUCUCAAUAUGCACGGAACGACCACAACUUCGAGGGCUUGUAAAUGUCGAAUGACCGCCCGUGGUUUAUUGUUAUGUUUUUUUACACUGAUUGUUGUGUGUUUCCUGUUCCUUUUAUUUGAAUCAUCUAUUUUAUUUUAUACUCUUAACGCAAUAUCAAAAACAAGACAGUCAGACACGACAAAUGUAUCAAAUCAUGCGUUUUACUUCAACUUUACAAACUCAACCGUAUUUAAAGCAAUCGGACCGUUCCAAUUAUCAACUACCGCGAACAGUGACUUACGAUUCGAAAAGAAGCAAAAUGUUCGUUUCGACCUUGAAGCGGAUAUACUUAAAACAACCAUAGCUUCCAGCCAGCCACAUCUGCCACUUAAUGUAACCACUUACAAAAAAGAUGCAUUUGUUGAUCUGAAUUUAACACGAACCGAAUCAACCACUAAUGGCACGACACGUAAUUCCACAGAGCGCCAGAGUGAAUGCAAUAAUUGUUUUAAACAUGAUUUUGAAUAUGUUAUUCAGAACGACCACAUCUGCGACACAUUGGACACAAGCGAACACUUAGAUCUUCUGAUAUUCGUUACCACUGUGCAUCAUAAUGUCUUAAAUCGACAGACGAUACGGCGGACGUGGUUGUCAUACACUAAUAACAAUACUGCAAAUGCAAGGCACGUUUUCCUGUUAGGAAAAACAGCAGAAAACAGUUUACAAGAAUCUGUGAUGAGGGAAAAUGAAAUAUAUCACGAUAUCGUUCAGGAGACCUUUAUAGACAGUUACAAUAAUCUAACAUAUAAAACCAUCAUGGGAUUUAAAUGGGCCGCCACAAAAUGUUCUAAUGUAAAAUUUGUUAUGAAAACAGAUGACGACAUGUGGGUCAAUGUUCCUUCGAUAAUAAAAAUGUUGUCGGGAACCGGUAUGGCAAACUAUUUACAAACAGGGCUGACCGGCUAUUGUCACCAAAAAGCAUCACCGAUCAGAGAUACACGUUCUAAAUGGUACGCCUCCUUCAGUUCUUAUCCGGAGGAGUUUUUUCCAGGCUUUUGUUCAGGGACUGGAUACAUGACCAGCAUUAAAGUAGUGUCUGAUAUUUACCAUGUUUCUCCGCAAGUGCCUUUCUUCCAUUUGGAAGACGUCUACGUUUCAUUGUGCGUUCGGCGACUCGGAUAUUUGUUAAAACAAACUUCAGGUUUCCUCGCAGGGCCCAGCAAUAUAUGUGAUUACAAAAAGGAUAACGUCUUAACAGUUCAUCAAGUUACACCUUCGAAGUUGAUUGAGAUAUGGAAACAGGUUUGCAAUCCUGCUUGAUUGUUAACCCUUAUGAGUCAAAAACAGCAAAAAUGUGCAUAAAUAUCGUUAUAAAAUCACUGUAGUUUUUUACGUAUGUGCUAUUCAGAAAACUGAAGUGAGGAAUAAGUUUGAACAUACUUUUUCUACGAUAAUAAGUAGAAAUUGCUCUAAAAAAUGGAUGAAUAUGAUUCUUAUUUUUGAAGUGUUCUGUAACUUGAUUAACCCAUACACUCUUCAUGAAAUAUUAUUUCUAAAGCAAUAUUUUAAAUAUUGUUCCCAUGUAUUUGAAAAUGAGCUGCAUAUACUUGUUCUGUCAUGGAGUAGUGGAAGGCGUGUCCGUCUAUCCACCGGAGGAUCAUAGCUUUGAUCCCAAUUGUGGGAUUUUCCUUCGAUACCCUACCAAAAAUACACAAAUCACUGGUUAUACACGGCAACCGGUCUCGAGAACAUUUUAAUCAGUCUUAGACUUGUGAUUCACUUGCGCUAUAAUAAAUUAGUUUAAAAUGAAUAUGACUUUUAAAUGGUUAAUCACCCACGUGAAACCAUUUCAUCUACUUACUGGUUAUUAUAAACAAUUUGAAUACAAUUAUAUUUUUAAAAACCUGUUUUUAAUGUAACCAUAUUUUAUAAUUUUUGCAUGAUGUGGAUUUUUAGUAAUAUUUUAAGGUAAAAGUGUGAGUUUUGUUUGAUGAAUUUAUAGUUUAGUUUAUUUUUACUUUAAUUACGUAUAUUCACAGUCAAUACCAUUUGUUUGAUGGAUAAUGUUGACAAUUUAUAACUCGAUUGUUUUUAUAAAUUUUUUAAUUUAAGCAUAACAGCUUAGUACAACAAUAAUAAUAUACGUGUUCUUCCACGUUCUACAUACCGUUAAAACGUCUGUACCAAAAGUAACAGUUACACAACAGCAAAUAUAUUGAGGUAAACCACAAGUGAAAAGGUGAAAGUAAACGUGUUAAUAAGGUGGAUUUGUUAGCAGUGUCAUUAUUGCUAAUUGUUUAACAUGAAACUUGUGUCAUUUUGUUUUGAAAAUCUAUAUUCAUAACUCACUGGUAUUGCUGACUACACUUAACCCGACGCACACAUAAGAAUAAGACAUUUCACCAGUGGGUCUAUAAAUACAUGAUAUAA
Molecule: messenger RNA, 2559 nt
Organism: Dreissena polymorpha
Lineage: Eukaryota; Metazoa; Mollusca; Bivalvia; Myida; Dreissenidae
Product: beta-1,3-galactosyltransferase 1-like
Exons: 2
Coding region: 130-1449 (439 amino acids)
Cellular component (GO): membrane
Molecular function (GO): hexosyltransferase activity
Source: RefSeq, a predicted model, not a curated record